AUGAAUAGACAGCGCCUGUCAUUUAAUCCAGGUUCAUCCCGACCGCAACGGCCGUGGGGGCUGGCUGUUUGGGCUACAGGGGCCAUCUUGCUGGGGCUACUCGGGCUCGGGCUCGGGCUCCGCCGUGGAAUCCCUUGGAGACGUUCCUCCACCGUCAAGAUCACACAUCCACGGGCGACCUUUGCCCAUAAAACAACACUUGAGAUUCAUUCUCCUUACGGUCGAUUCCCCGAAAAAGAAGAUUCAUUCCAUUUUAUCCCCUGUACGAACUCGACUUUUCCACCAACCCUCGAAGAUGACCACCCUCAGAAGUCUUGGGCAGCGUUAUUCGACCACAAUCCUGACCACUGGGAUUGGGGUAAAUCUACAUCGAACAACACAAUCAAAGAGGAUCCCUACGCGGGUCGUGGUAUAUACUUGUGUGGAUAUUUGGAUGUGCCCCUUGACUAUGUGAACAACUCGGACACGCGAAUUGUUCGCCUUGCCAUUACCAAGUUUCAAGUCAGGGGCUUGGCUCGCCUCGAUUCUUCAAGAACUCGAUCCGCCUCAUCCAAUAUUGGCCGCAAAACUGAACGCACUAUAAUUAUCCAGCCUGGUGGCCCAGGAAAUAGUGGAACUCUUGUUGCCCGGAGAGACGCUGAGGAGUUCACAAAUCGUUUUAGUGAUGGGGAGUUGGAUGUUCUAGGAUGGGAUCCGCGUGGUGUGAACAUCUCGCAGCCUAGUCUGUCAUGCUUUCCCCAUGAUGCAAUUCGGGACCGAUGGACACUGCUCACAAACCAGUACCGUGAAGAAUCUUCUCCAGUGAGACAAUUGGAGAUUUCCGAUGCUAUGAACAAUGCGACAUUCUAUGCUUUCUGGAAGAGGUUCGGCGAUUUUGGUCGAUUUAUUGGCACGGCAUCUGUUGUGCGUGAUCUUGAAGAGAUUCGAAAAAGACUCGGCGAGGAUGAGGUGACUGGGUAUUUUGUCAGUUAUGGCACAGCCAUUGCUCAAACGUAUGCGAAUAUGUUUCCCGAAAAUGUUGGUCGCAUGAUUCUCGAUGGAAAUAUAUAUGUGAAAGACUUUCGUGUGCUAGGUGGCGCCGGUUGGACCUUGCUUGAAAAUGAUACGGAUGUCUGGCGAGAUGGCUUUUUGGGAGAAUGCAUCAACGCCGGUCCUCAGUGGUGUGCUUUGGCAAAAACGACUAAUGAUGAAAGCCCUGUGACGCUUGAAUGGCUAGAGGCGCGCCUAGCGAAAGCCUUCAACUCACUAAUCGACCGACCACUCCCUGCCUAUACUGACAAAAGUGGUCCAUCCAUCAUCACAUACAGCCAACUGGUAGAUAGACUUCGUCAGUUCAUGUAUGACCCCAAAAACUGGCCAGAUGCUGCUCAGAUGCUCUAUGAGCUUGAGAAAGGGAAUACUACUCUCGUAGCUACAUAUCUCGACUCCCAGUGGGGAUAUAAACCUUGGAUACCAUCAUAUAUUGGUCACCCGCUAUCUGACAAAUCCAUGUAUCUCAUCAUUUGUGCUGAUAUCGUUGACGCGACUCCUCCAGAUGACGGGCUUAGCUGGUGGAAUCAACUGUGGCUGAGCAUGACACGCAAAAGCUGGCUUUCUGGAAACAUGGCUUUUUAUUGGGUUCUCCCUUGUCAACAUUACGCAAAGUAUUGGUCUACAUCUUCAGAGGUGUAUCUGGGCGAUCUCAAUCACACUUUCAGAACACCUGUCCUACUUAUGUCCACAACCUAUGAUCCUGCCACACCUCUUCGGAAUGGGCGGAGACUACUCCAUGACAUGGGCCAUAAUGCGCGUUUGGUUGUGCACCACGGAUAUGGACACACCACAAUAAAUGAUCGAUCAAAAUGCACAGACCGAAUUGGAAAAGCAUACAUCCUAAAUGGUUCCCUUCCCAGUGAGCAGGAAACUGACUGUUUUGCUAAUCGAAAACCAUACAUUGGGCGCUCUACUAAUGUGAGUAGUCAUCGUAAGUUUGAAUGA
Penicillium malachiteum is the source of this 1977-nucleotide messenger RNA. Its product is annotated as alpha/beta hydrolase. The coding region runs from base 1 to 1977 and encodes 658 amino acids. The transcript has a single exon. The record is from RefSeq and is a predicted model, not a curated record. NCBI's taxonomy places the organism in Eukaryota, Fungi, Ascomycota, Eurotiomycetes, Eurotiales, Aspergillaceae.